CUCCUGGGAGCGGAAGUGCGGGGGCCGCCGGAAGUGGUCGUCGUCGCCAACCCGCAGACCCGCUGACAGACUUUGACAGCCGCCGGGGCCGCGGCCAGGGCUUGGGGGGCCAUGGAAUUGGGCGAGCUGCUCUACAACAAGUCCGAGUACAUCGAGACGGCGUCGGGGAACAAAGUUAGCCGCCAGUCAGUGCUGUGUGGAAGUCAGAACAUCGUUCUCAAUGGCAAGACCGUCGUGAUGAACGACUGCAUUAUCCGGGGGGAUCUGGCGAAUGUCAGGGUUGGACGUCACUGCGUUGUGAAAAGUCGGAGUGUCAUAAGGCCACCGUUCAAGAAAUUCAGCAAAGGUGUCGCGUUCUUCCCUUUACACAUCGGGGACCACGUUUUCAUUGAGGAGGAUUGUGUGGUCAACGCAGCUCAGAUCGGCUCUUACGUCCACGUCGGCAAGAACUGCGUGAUUGGGCGCCGGUGCGUGCUGAAAGACUGCUGCAGAAUUCUCGACAACACGGUAUUACCCCCAGAGACUGUGGUCCCCCCGUUCACCGUCUUCUCAGGCUGCCCAGGACUCUUCUCGGGCGAGCUCCCAGAAUGUACCCAGGAGCUGAUGAUCGACGUCACCAAAAGCUACUACCAGAAGUUUCUGCCCUUGACUCAGGUCUGAUGUCUCUGCCUCACACCCUGAAUUCGCUUGGGCUCUAAGAUGAACUCGGGGACAAAGCGAGCCGGUCCGCAUUGGCCGAGCUCCGUGUCGUUGACUCUUGCCUUCCUUUGUCAUCGUCGUUGGCUUUCUGAUUCUUUAGAGUUCUCAGCCCUCCCAGGCCCUGAGCUCUUCAGACUUUCAUAAUAGAACGUUGGGGUUGUCUCCAAAUGCGGUGCUUCAGGUGUCUCUUUUGACAGUCGCGUCAUACUGUGAUUUGUGGGACAAAGUCAUCUGUUCCCAGCUCUCCUUCCCUUGGUCCUGCGGGUGGCUGGGUCCUACCUGAAACAGGCCGCAGAGCAGAGCGCCCUGCCCCACGUGGCGGGCACGCCACUGCCGCGCUACCUACGUCACCCAUCCCCUCCCCACUGCCGGCACCACUCACCAGGGUCACGCUCAGCUUCCCGGCCGCUGGCAUGUUUGAUCAGUUGUCACAGUUGCUCAUAAUCUUGGAGGGAAAAAAUGUGUGUGGCUUUUUAGAGCCCAGCUUCGUUUGGCUACUGAACCUUGAAGGGAGGGGUGGUUAGUAUCUCUCCUUUCCCGAGGGACCUUAACUGUCAUUUAACCAAGGGAACUCAGAGGAGACUUUGUAGCAUUCUGUUUUGUUCUAGGCUUUUGGUGUUUACUGAAAGGGGGGCCCUUAGCACCCAGUUUUAUUUUUGCGAAGUCCUAGAUUUGAGGUGCCCAUGUGGAUGGCUGGUCUGGCAGCCUCUCCUUGCCUCAGGAAUUUGGGGUCACAGGAUGCACCUUGUCUCACUGAUUUCACUGAAGACAAAGCGUGACCUUGUUCCCGGGCCCUGAACCAACUGUUGCCCGCCCACAUCUGCUGUAACCCUCACCGUCUGGACCGGGUGUCUGCACGUGGGCCCAGUCACGUGUCCACAUGGGGGCCUCUUGGAACCAUUCUGCGGGCACGGAGCCACGAGCAGCGAGUUGCCAGGGCCACUCGUGCCGUCCUCUGGGGGACAGCAUAACCCUUCUUGGCCCGGCUCUGACCUCUUGGCUUAGGAGGAGGACUUAGAAGUGAAGGUCCGAGAAGACUGGCCUUGCUUAGGUCCGAGUCGUCGGUGAGUGGGUGGGUCGGCGCAGUCUUGAAGGCCGAGGUCGAGCAAGAGUGUCUCGACUCAAUACCCAGCUGUGGGGUUUGCAGAAUCAGCUAACGUAGUUCUCGCCACUCAGUUCAGUUUAAAACUGCUUGGUUUGUCAUUGUUUUUUAUGUUGUGCAUUAAAAGAUUGACAAGCGAAAUAA
Messenger RNA from Pteropus alecto (black flying fox), 1945 nucleotides. RefSeq names its product dynactin subunit 5 (gene DCTN5). The transcript has 6 exons. The record is from RefSeq and is a predicted model, not a curated record. NCBI's taxonomy places the organism in Eukaryota, Metazoa, Chordata, Mammalia, Chiroptera, Pteropodidae. The coding region runs from base 112 to 660 and encodes 182 amino acids.